CUGAAGUUCACUUAGUAUACCUAAGAAGACUUGUAGCAGUAUCCAAAAGCGUAAAGACAAGCUCCUCGGGCUGAGCCGCGAGUGAGAAGGAAAGGUCCUCAGGCCUACAGGGCGAGCGCGGCGCCCUUCUUGGACGCCCGCUGAAGCCAAGAUGAACCCCGAGUACGACUAUCUCUUCAAGCUUCUGCUCAUCGGCGACUCCGGCGUGGGCAAGUCGUGCCUGCUGCUUCGGUUCGCCGAUGACACCUACACCGAGAGCUAUAUCAGCACCAUCGGCGUAGACUUCAAAAUUCGCACCGUGGAGCUGGAUGGGAAGGUGAUCAAGUUGCAAAUCUGGGACACGGCUGGCCAGGAGCGUUUCCGAACCAUCACCAGCAGCUACUACCGCGGCGCUCACGGCAUCAUUGUCGUGUACGAUGUGACCGACCAGGAGAGCUUUAACAACGUCAAGCAGUGGCUCAAUGAGAUUGGGAGGUAUGCCAGUGAGAACGUCAACAAGUUGCUCGUUGGCAACAAGAGCGAUCUGACGUCGAAGAAGGUGGUGGACUACCAGGUGGCGAAGGCUUUCGCCGACGAGAUUGGCAUCCCGUUCCUCGAAACUUCGGCUAAGAACGCGACGAACGUGGAGCAGGCGUUCAUGACAAUGGCGGCGGAGAUCAAGAACAGGAUGGCGAGCCAGCCCGUCCCCCAAAAGACCGGCGGCCCGGUGGUGCGGCCAACGGAGGGCAAGCCGAUUAACUCUAAGUCGUCCUCUUGCUGCUGAGCAGCUCAUGGAGCGUUACCGGAGAGCAGCCUGAGUGGAGGAGCGAAUUAGGAGCGGUGUGCGGUAGUUGUUUAGGGUGGGUGGGUUGGGUAUUGGGUUACCGGCAGCGGUGUGGAGACCUGGCGUAUGCCAGUGGUAUAGAGUUCUAGGUGCGGUGGAGGCUGCCCUUCCAUGGGUCGCACAGGAAGGUCAAAACCAGCAUGCAUCGCAUGACCCUGUAACUUUAACGUGACUGAUGUUACGCGCGAUGCGCAAGUUCGCUGCUCUGCACCCAUUGUCCGGGUCAGGGCCUGUUGCCCCUCUGUAACUAAUGAGCGAGGUUA
Molecule: messenger RNA, 1086 nt
Organism: Astrephomene gubernaculifera
Lineage: Eukaryota; Viridiplantae; Chlorophyta; Chlorophyceae; Chlamydomonadales; Astrephomenaceae
Source: the annotation of a GenBank genome assembly